Messenger RNA from Rhinocladiella mackenziei CBS 650.93, 1842 nucleotides. RefSeq lists its product as uncharacterized. Gene Ontology annotation, biological process: DNA-templated transcription; regulation of DNA-templated transcription. Lineage: Eukaryota; Fungi; Ascomycota; Eurotiomycetes; Chaetothyriales; Herpotrichiellaceae. The coding region runs from base 1 to 1842 and encodes 613 amino acids. The transcript has 5 exons. Gene Ontology annotation, cellular component: nucleus. Gene Ontology annotation, molecular function: DNA-binding transcription factor activity, RNA polymerase II-specific; zinc ion binding; transcription cis-regulatory region binding. The record is from RefSeq and is a predicted model, not a curated record.
AUGGCCCUCCGUGGGUCUGCCAAAGGUGAGCCAUCACCACCGAGGACCCAACAUGUCGUUGUCAUUGGUACUUGUGAACCACUCCGAUUCCUGGCUCAUUCACUGCCUCUCCAGGUGUACGCAGAAGAGGCAGCCAUGCGUAAUCCCCGAGAUGCGACCGCGAACACGCAGGAAGAAAGGCAAGUCUACGAGCGAAGGAUCGAACAGCUCGAGCGACAUGUCGAGAGAGUCAUGUCAAUUCUCAAAAAGCCCACUCCCGACGUCAACCUGUCUGUUUCGACGGCCUCACAGACAACUCAACCACCUCAGCCAUCCUUGAAUUUACCUGCUUCUUAUCCUCCGGCGGACGUCAUAAGUGAGAACCUCAUCACGUUCGGGGAAGCAGAGGUCCUUCUCAACGAAUAUCGAAAUGAAUUAGCCGAGAACUUUCCAUAUAUCAUCCUACCAGAGUCGACAUCACUAUCCAGCCUCCGUCAAGCCAGUCCCAUGCUUCUCCUGGCCAUUCUUGUUACGGCAUCAUGGAAAAACCAGGGGCAACAAGAAGUUUUGAACGAUGCAUACCUGAGAUUAAUGAGCUCCAAAUUGAUCAUUGAAGGUCGGAAAGACUUAGACCUUCUCCAAGGGUUGAUGGUCUACCUCACCUGGAUCCAUUUACACUACGUCCCCAAGACGCAGCAGGUAUACAGGCUGGUAUCUAUUGCCGCUGCCAUUGCCGUCGAUAUUGGUAUAACUCGUCGGCCUGGAAAGGGUCAACAUCAACAGAUGACUGUGGAGAAUACCGUGGUCGUGCCUACAGGUUUGACUGCUCUAAAUUCCGAGUUUUGGAACCGAGAGGCUCAGCGUGCCUACCUCGGCUGCUACCACAUGUCAACUUGGUAUUCUGUCCUCACGCGCAAGACUAGCUUUCUUCCGUACAAUGACUACAUGCUUGCGUGUGCGCGAUCGCUUGCAUCUGCAAAGGAAGUUCCCUCCGACGCCGAGCUGAUUUAUAAAAUGGAAUUCACUCGUGAGGCUGAAAGAGUGUAUAGCAUGUUCAAUUAUUCUGAAACCAAUCAACUUCAGAAUAUGAGCGAAGAGCAUAUGCAAGUAUAUCUCAAUACCUUCUCCGCAGAGAUUAAUGAAUGGCGAGCACGACUACCUUCUUCAAUGGUCGAAGAUCCCGGUGCACAAUUAUGGCCCAAAAUUUUUGGAGCCUUUGUUCGCGAAAUCGGACUGCAUGGCAUAUCCAGAAAUCUCGAAUUGUCAGUCAGCCGCAUUGCGAUACUCCUCGAUAGCCUCACGCACGCAAAGAGCUAUCUUGAUACAUUCUUGACGAUCCCUGUCGACCGCUUGGCCGGUUUCACAUCCACCCAGUGGACCUUAUUGCACUAUUCCAUGUUGCUCGUCACAAAUAUUUCGCUUGUGGCGCAAACUCCGGUUUGGAACAUCGAAACAGCCAGAUCCAUCAUCAAGCUCGAAAUGUACAUAGACGUGGUCUCUAUCCGCUUAAGAGAACUGUCUUCCCGAAUCACCCCAGUUGAAGGACGCUCUAAUUGGUAUGGUGGUUUGCUUUUGAGGUGGGAAGCAAUGAGGACACGGUACUUGAUGGGCCUUCAACAACGACAGCAACCAGAAAUGGACACUCAAUCGUCCCCUGUGCAAACAGGGGGGUCUCAGACCAUGGGCGUUUUGAGCUAUCAGACGCUCACCCCUCACGUCUGGUUGGGUCCUUAUCCGUACCAGGCCACUGACGGCGGGUUUAUCCCUGCGCCUGGGUUCGAACUCCUUGACUUUGAAAGCAACUUUGGCUCUUGGGUGCUCUCAAAUGGUACGCCUUCAUUACCCGAAACGGUCCAUUUUUGA